This is a messenger RNA of Lepisosteus oculatus (spotted gar), 390 nucleotides long. Lineage: Eukaryota; Metazoa; Chordata; Actinopteri; Semionotiformes; Lepisosteidae. The record is from RefSeq and is a predicted model, not a curated record.
GGCAGAUUGGUGUCACUUCUUCACCGUCCCCCCAGCGGCUGGGCGAUCAUGGCGGCUGAGUGUAGCGUGGACUCAGAGAUCGAGGUCCUCCAGUCCAUCUAUCUGGAUGAGCUGACCGUGACACACGGGCCUGACAGCCAGUACCCCUGGCUGGUGAGCAUCACCCUCUUCCCCUCCACGGCGCAGGACUGCGACAGCCAGUACGUGCGACUGACCCUCUCGCUGGCCCUGCCUGCCCAGUACCCCAGCUGUCCUCCAAAGAUCUCCAUUCACAACCCCAGAGGUCUGUCAGAUGAGAUCCUGCGCAGCGUUCAGCAGUGCCUGGAGUCGCUGGCUCAGUCCUCGGCCGGGGCCCCAGUCCUGUACGAGCUGAUCGAGGUGAGUGAGUGA